AUGUUUUUUCGAAAAGAAAGUCGAGUGAGUAAGUCUUUCCUGCCAGUACAGAGCCUCUACAUUAUCAAGACUUUAUCAGUAGCCUCCCCACGGUGCCACACGGUAACUGAUUGCAACAAAUCAGACGAAUUUGUUGGGGAUCUCGGAGCAGCAAGGGCCCCAGAAAUGCAAUGUGUAGGCCCACUGGUAUGUGGGCAUGCCCUAGCACUCAUUAACCUUGCCCCAACUAUAGAUUUAGGAAACUUUCCUAACAGAAGAAAACUCUUAACAUCAAAACCAACGGUCAGUGAAAGAAUAACAGCAAGACUAAAUACAAAACCUAUAAAGACAUCAAUCAUCAAAGUCUAUUCUCCAUCAAAUGAAGCUGAUAAAGAAAUUAAGAUAGAAUUUUAUGAAAUGCUUCAAGCUGAGAUAGAGAAAAUCCCGAAAAAAGACCAAACAAUCAUCAUGGGAGAUUUUAAUGCUAAAGUAGGACAAGACAACAGUGGUUUUGAGAGAAUAAUGGGAAAACAUGGCUGUGGGAUCAUGAACGAAAAUGGAGAACAUCUAGUAGACUUUUGUGGACUGAACAAUCUUGUAAUAGGUGGAACAUUGUUCCGACACAAGGAUGUCCAUAAGCUGACUUGGGUAUCACAUGAAGGCAAAGAUAAAAACCAGAUCGACCACAUAGCAAUUAAUGGCAAGUGGAGGAGAUCCUUACAGGAUGUGAGAGUAAGGCGAGGAGCUGAUGUUGGAAGUGACCUUCAUCUUGUCACAGCAAACAUCAAACUCAAACCAAUGAGAGCAUCAGAACCUUGCAGGGUACAGAGAUUCGACACAGGGAAACUCAGACACAUGAAAACCAACCAUGACUUCAAAUUAGAACUGAAGAAUCGCUUUCAACUCUUAGAACAACUAAAAAGUAACAACACUGAAGAAAGUGAAACAGUAGAUGAACAAUGGCAAGAAGUUGAAGAUCUGUUUAAACAGACCAAUGAAAAAAUAUUGGGUUUCAAACACCAAAAGCACAAAGAAUGGAUCAAACAAGAGACAUGGAUGUUGAUUGACAACAGGAAAGAGUUAAAGAAAAAGAUCUGCAACACUCACUCUGAUAGACUAAAAGACAGACUAAUGGGCCAAUACUCCAACUGUAACAAGGACGUUAAGAAAGCCACCAGAAAAGAUAAAAAAGAUUUUAUCGAGGGAUUGGCUCUAGAGGAUGAAAAAGCUGCGUCUGAGCAAAGAAUGGGCGACCUUUACCAAAUUACAAAGAAACUUUGUGGUCUAAAAAGAAACACCAACAUGCCAGUAAAAGACAAACUGGGUAACAUUAUAACAUCUGAAAGAGAACAAGAGAAUAGAUGGAAUGAGCACUUCAAAGAAGUAUUAAAUAGGCCAGAACCAAAAACAACAGUAAACAUACCCAUAGCAGAGAGAUUAAUGUUACAUUCGUGA
Mytilus trossulus (common blue mussel) is the source of this 1434-nucleotide messenger RNA. RefSeq lists its product as uncharacterized. Gene Ontology annotation, biological process: chromatin remodeling. Bases 1 to 1434 code for a protein of 477 amino acids. The transcript is spliced from 2 exons. NCBI's taxonomy places the organism in Eukaryota, Metazoa, Mollusca, Bivalvia, Mytilida, Mytilidae. The record is from RefSeq and is a predicted model, not a curated record. Gene Ontology annotation, cellular component: nucleus.